AAGGACAUUCUCAGGUCUGACCUGGUCGUGUGUGCAGUGGCCGCUGUCCUGUCCUUCGCUGUCAGUGCCAGCACCGUCUUCCUGUCCUUACGGCCAUUCCUCAGCAUCGUGCUCUUCGUCCUGGCGGGCACUGUGGGCCUCAUCACGCACCACCUGCUGCCUCAGCUCCGCAAACACCACCCCUGGAUGUGGGUGUCACACCCGGUGCUCAGGAGCAGGGAGUACCAGCAGCGGGAAGCCACAG
Molecule: messenger RNA, 244 nt
Organism: Psammomys obesus (fat sand rat)
Lineage: Eukaryota; Metazoa; Chordata; Mammalia; Rodentia; Muridae
Product: pecanex-like protein 2
Exons: 2
Source: RefSeq, a predicted model, not a curated record